UUACAUUUCACAUUUAAUUUGCUUGAUUACUUUGUUUAUCGGCAAAUUCUGUUUCCAGGUGAUCGGUAAAAUGAGGGUGAACCCAACAUUUCCUCAGAAAGACGUUAACAGUAACACAGGCAGCAGAAGCUCCAGUGUAACAGCUUCAACUACUGAUGCAAAUACACCAGUGAACAUACAAAAACAUGAUGCUAAGAAGUUAAUUCAAAAUCCUAACCACCAAAAUACACCCACAUGUUCUCAUCAUGAUGCUCAUGGAAUUUCACAUGCAGCAUCCACCCCACGAUUUACACUCAUCAAGAGAAGAUGGAGCUGUCCAGAAAUCCUCCUCUGCAAGACAGUAGAAUCAGACUGGCAGUACAAACAAAGCCAAAGUCUGCAGUAUCACAACAGUGCCAGGCGGGUAUUGGCACGAAAGGUGCGCUCUUGGAUACUGCACACCUCCAGCUCUGAUUCAACUCCUUCCCCACCUCGCCGCAGAGUGCACUCCUACUAUACACGCCGCUACAGGAAGCGCUUAUACCUAUACCGGGCACUGGCAGUACAGAGGAGACAAGUGCGGCUUAUCCGGGAGGCAGAAAAAAAUAUUGCAAAGGCUGGUGAAUCAUCUCCAGAUUUCCCUGCAGUUAAAGGAACCACUGAAAAUCUAGAAACUCUUGGUUUACUCUAUCAGAAAGAGAAAAGAAAGAGAAGCUCAUCGUCAGGCCCGAGUCCUCCAGAAAGGAAAACGUUAUCACGGAAAAUAAAACACAAGUCGUGGCAUCGCCAGCUGGACUGCAGCAGCACAGACUCCCCUGUUUCAGAGCGAAGCACCAAUGCCAGUUCAGUCAGUGCCUGCUCUUUUUGUAGUUCUGGCAGUCAAAGUGGUGCAGUCUCAGACAUCCAUACCCCCUCCCAGACUGGUCCAUUAAAUAGAUCUUCUGUAGCUGCAGAUCCAUGUACGAAUAAGAACAGAGGAUUUACUUCUGAUCAAACUGUCCUCAAACAGUGCAGUAAAAUCGGAGGCUUGAAACAACCCAAAAGCAAAACAUGGACUGAGAUCAAUUUUCUCGAAAUUAGCAGCAAUAUACCAGAGGCUGCAGCAAAUUCUCCUUCAGGAAUUCUAAAAAUGGUCAAAUUUGAAGGUGCACCCAGCUCUGGUGGUUCCUCUUAUGUAGCAAAAAUGCAGGUCGCUAAGAUAGGCAGCAAGUCAGAGCCUUCAGUACAGAGAAUCCCAAACACCCUGCAUGUGACUAAACCCAACAAGAAGGUGGCAGGAUGUCCCAAAGGCUCUGCAGCAACCAAAGUAAUGGUGCAACCUAAAACCUACAAUGAGACGACUCAGAAAAGUCAAAUUAAUAAGAUCAGUUUGACCCCUAAAGUGUUGUCAGUAUCUAAGAAUGUUCCUUUGCCAAAGCUUGCUUUAAGAUGCUCUAAUGACCCUCAAACAAAAAAUGUCAGCAAGACAUCUUCACACAAAGCUUCACCAGCAAUUCGAUCCAAGGAUGCCCAAGCCCUGAAGAUACAAUCAACCAGAUUCAGACCAGAGAAUCCUCCAUCUUUCAAAAUAUCUCAAACUCCUCUCAAAUGCCUAGCAAGUUCUGCAAGUCUGAACAACCCGAAGACAAUUACUCCAACACCAGUGCCUUUCAGAAAACCAGACACACCAAGACCGAAAACCUGCCCUGAAUCUUUGAAAUGGAAGAAAACUCUUGAGCUAAGAACCAAGACCAUGGGACUUGCAUCUGCAGACAUGUCUAGAUUCAAAGGACAGUGUUCACGAAAAUGUUCUUAUGAACCAUCACCCCUCAGUGUUCAUGAAGAAUCUCCAGGGUCUGGAAACCUACGUGAGCCUUUUAAUGAGCAGAACUUGAACUCAACACCUAUCAUCAAAUCAGUACUAAAGCCCUUUCAUGAAAACAAGCCUGAUGACAAAGGUGGUAUUAUGAAGGGGCAAGAUCCAGCUCGAGGAUUAGUGGCACCAUGCAUGGCAAGUCCAAGUGCCAUUCAAGCUACUGUGCAAAAUAAUAUGGUGGAACAACAGAAAUUCAGCAAACCACAUCCUUCCUCUAACACCCAGUUCACCACAGAAAUGCCUUUCAGCACCUCCAGCCAAAUGAUCGGACAGGCCAUAAUCAGUGCCAUCACUUUUAUCAUGAAAAUACAGCCAGGAUCUGAGUCCAUUACUAUAACCUGCAGCCCAUGUCCUAGCAGUGAAUCUUCACCCUUUAAAAUCAAUGACAGAGAGCAGACAGGCAGCAAAGGGGCAAGUGUUUCUAGAUGUCAAUUCUAUUCUGUCAAGAUCGAGCCACUGGAACCUGAUGAGACAUCCCAAGGGCAGGAUACUUCUCAGCUCAUUCGAGGAAGAUUCUGUGGACCGAUGCAGGGUGAAGGAGAUAAUGGCACUAAUCUUUUAAGUGGAGAACAGUUUAUUCCAGCAAUGAUGGUCGAUUAGGACAAUUAACAAGCUGCACGGUCACAAGCAGAAGGCAGAGGAAUGUAAACCUGUGCUAGUAAAACAUACACAUUCACAACAUGAAUAACCACUUUAUACUUUCAGCACACAGUUUUUACACAUUAAUAGUAAAUGUAAUUGAAAUAGAUUUAAUGUAAAUGCUAUGAAAGAUCAAACAAUAGCAUGUGAUGUACAAAGAUGGAAGAAUAAUAAAUAUAAUAAUAAAAUAAA
Messenger RNA from Trichomycterus rosablanca, 2665 nucleotides. RefSeq lists its product as uncharacterized. Lineage: Eukaryota; Metazoa; Chordata; Actinopteri; Siluriformes; Trichomycteridae. The coding region runs from base 71 to 2434 and encodes 787 amino acids. The transcript is spliced from 6 exons. The record is from RefSeq and is a predicted model, not a curated record.